AAUGGAUUUUAAUGCGACGUAAAUAUGCUAGUCGUGGGUGGUGCAGAAGGUACUGUAAUCGCGGGGCCUCAUAAGUUUUAUGAAAGUGUAUGGUAAGCCAUCUGCGGAGAUGGCGAACCCAAGAAAGUUUAGUGAAAAAAUAGCGUUGCACAAUCAAAAGCAGGCUGAAGAAACUGCUGCUUUUGAGAAAAUCAUGCGAGAAGUUGGCGUUGCAGUUCCAAAGGGCUCUCCGGGUAUGUCCUCGAGCGGACCGCAGCCGGUGGCAGCCAGUCCGGCCGGCCUGCUGCAGCCCUUCUACCGCGGCUGCGGCGGCUCGCUGCCCAACGUCAACCAGAUGGCCGGCUACCCGCUGCCGCCCGGCCCGGCCGGCUACCAGGACCCGCACGGUAUGGUGCAGGGCAGCCAGCCGUCCUACUCGCCGGACCAGCGCACGUCAGGGUUCGGCCCGCAGCGGAACCCUCGCGCCGUGUGCGACCACCGGCGCGAGACGUCACCGUACAGGUCAGAGCCACCGGCGCACUGCCGGCCUCUGUCUCCUUACCGGCCGGAGCCGGCGCCCUACAGCCCGCCGGGACAGACGUUCCUCACACCGCCGUCCGACUCUGGCUGGCGGCGCACCCACUCGGACUCGGCGCUACACCGCACGCUGCAGCAGUCCGAGUGCUACUCGCCCUCCCUGCAGCGCAGAGCGGGCGGCGGCAGCGGCGGCGGCGGUCUGCACGAGGUGCCCGGCAGCGGCGGCUCGAGCCCGGCGCCGCCGCCCGGCCACUGGAACCCGUUCGACCCUAAGCUGGGCCACGUGCCGGUCUCGUGCGCCCAGCCGGGUGACCAGCGCGUGCCGGGCCCUCCGGGCGCUCUGCUGGCCGACGGCCGUCCGCCGCUCAACGGACUCGCGCCGGCCGGCUCCCUGCCCGACCUGACGCCGGGCGGCUAUCCGGCGCCGCGCGCCGCUCGCUCCGCCCAGGACGGCGACGAUCUCAGCCGCACCCCGCCCUACUCGCCGGUGUACGGCGACCCGUCGUCGCCCGGCCAGCACCCCGCCAGUCACACCAUUCCGCCGCGGCCCGCCAGUCAGAACCGCCUGUCCGUGCCUCACCCGGGCGGCGCCGGCGGCUUCCUGUCCUCGUUCAAGACGGCGGCCGCGGGCCCCCAGUCGCCCGGGAUGGCCCGUAAGGCGCCGUUCCCGGCCCCGUUCGGCGCGGACGGCCAGCAGCCGCAGCAGCAGCAGCCGCCGCCGCUCUCCCCGGACCCGAUGGCGGCCUUCCGGACGCCGCGGGUACGGCAGCGCAGCGUCUCACCGCAGCCCUUCUGCCAGCCGGGAUACAGCCCGCCCAGUCCGCUGGACGGCGGCUUUCCGUCGUCGCCGUCCUCCCCGGCGGCCCAGUCCCCGGCCAGCACCAACAGCUUCUACACGGCCCCGCAGGCGCACCAAAUGCAGCGCCAGUUCGAGCAGUUCAACAUGGGCAUCAGUCCGACGGUGACGGUGCCGUCCGGGCAGCCGAUGCUGGCCUCGGGAGACAUGUCACAGCAGAGCACUCCGCUCACCCCCACCAGCAGCAUACCGGAGAUCACACUGUCCGACUUUUCGUCGGCCAGCGCGCUGCAGCAGCAGGAACUGCUGCGCGACAUGCGCGACGCCAACGACAUCCUGCAGGGCUCCGGCGACAACUUCGACGCAGAGGAUCUCGGCGAGCUGGACCUGGAGGGCCUGCAGAUGCUCACCAACCCGGACGGGCACGUUAUUGACGCCAGCUCUGACGACUACUUCCGGAUGGAGUCGCUGGGCGGCCCGUAGCGGCGCCGGCGGCCGGCGCGGGCGCCUCUCCGGCGGCGCCGACAUUAUUCGACAUAUCGGGCGCGCGCGGCGUGUAGCCUAGGCGCGGUCAUUUCGCGGCGUGUGUGCGUGUGUGCGUGACGCGUGUCUGGGUUGUCACUAGCACCGGGCGGCGGCUGCACGUUUCAGCUCGCACAGUCCGGCGUCCGGCCUCACCGCACCUCGAUGGUUUUCGCUAGAUGGUUCCAAAGGUUGGUGUCAUUUCGCGUGCUGGCGUAGAUGGUGUUCCCAUCACGUAUUUAUAUACAUGAAGUUUCCCCGCUGAGUAGUUGUCGGAUAGCUUUCAUUCGAAUUCUUAGCAUAGGUAUCGAGCAGGAACGUGGUUCAUGCCAUCGGGAAUGUGUACGUAAAAUGUCAUUUCCCCUAAAUGUGUUACAAGUAUCGCUAUUAAUUUAGAUGGUUUUAGAUGCGUCGCUCUGGACAACUCAAAUUUCGUCUUUUCACAGAUGGUGUUCGUAUUGUUAGUGUGUUAUUACAGCUGUGCUGUAAGAUUCGACAGAGUCUGAUCGUUCGGAGCCGAAGCAUGCUUUCCUCGGUGCCAUUAGGCCUCUGCGUUGUCCCGGUCCUUGGUAGGAUGUACCUUUGAUUGGAGUGGGUUUGUCGUUGUGUCGAUUUUCCAGUUUGCUGCUGGCGGCCUCCUGCGGAUGGAACAAUCUGUCGCGGCUCGGCGGUGCCGUGUGCGGCCGCCGCUGUCCCGCUCACCAAAAGCCGGCUCAUUUCCGAAAUUUAUCUGGCAUGGCGCUGUAUGGAAGUCGGGCCACCGGGCGGCGAUUCUGCACUGUUAUGAUGGCUGUGUGUAUACGGCUUGGCGGGCCCGGCUCUGCCGGACAGAGCGCAGACAUGGUCGGAACGGGGCAUUGGAGGCGAGAAGAGCUUUGCGGGUGCUUUUAAACGUGGUGCUUUACUGAAGGACGGCGCGGCCUCUGGCAGCGGCGCUGUUCGCUGGCCGCGCUGCCCGUACGGGUGCGGGCGCGCGGCGCGUCCGGCCGGUUUUACAAGACUUCACUGUCGUUAGUUGUGCUUAUUUGUGCGUGGCGCGCGCGGCGCCGGCCGGAUCUCGCCAGGGUGCGGUGCGCGCCGCUCCAGCGGCCGGCGAGUUGUACAAAGUGGCGCCCGGUCGGCCGGCGCGGCGGCGCCCCGGCGCGCGCGCCCACAGUGUUCAUCCAUUGCGCACGGCGCGCUUCAUCGCGGUGCAAUACUGCCGGCCUCCGCCGCCAUAGCGGCCCGCCAUCUUGUUGCAUUUGUUGCUCGGGUGUGCGUGUCAUAUUUUUACCUGAAUCUAAUACAAAUUCAGCGACAUAUGCGCA
Messenger RNA from Amphibalanus amphitrite, 3141 nucleotides. RefSeq names its product basic proline-rich protein-like. Lineage: Eukaryota; Metazoa; Arthropoda; Thecostraca; Balanomorpha; Balanidae. Gene Ontology annotation, cellular component: cytoplasm; nucleus. Bases 80 to 1795 code for a protein of 571 amino acids. Gene Ontology annotation, biological process: protein homotetramerization; positive regulation of transcription by RNA polymerase II. The transcript has 14 exons. Gene Ontology annotation, molecular function: cAMP response element binding protein binding. The record is from RefSeq and is a predicted model, not a curated record.